AUGGCGGACAAUGAACAGAAAGCGAUGCAGUUAAUUGCGGAAGCGGAGAAAAAGUUAAAUUCAUCUAAGAGUUUCCUCGGAUCUCUUUUUGGUGGAUCAUCAAAAGUGGAAGAAGCGGUUGAUUGCUACCUCCGAGCAGCGAACCUGUUUAAAAUGGGAAAGAAAUGGUCGCAAGCUGGCCAGGCAUUUUGUAAUGCGGCACAGCUCCAUCUGAAGGCGGGCGUACGCCACGAUGCCGCCACAAACUUUGUGGAUGCCUCCAACUGUUACAAGAAAUGCGAUCCAAACGAGGCGGUCUCGUGUCUGCUGAAAGCGAUCGAAAUCUACACGGAUAUGGGCAGGUUCACCGUGGCGGCUAAGCAGCAUCAGAACAUCGCCGAGCUGUACGAGACGGAGUGCGUCGACCUGGCGCGCGCCAUGCAGCACUACGAGCAGGCGGCGGACUACUUCCGCGGCGAGGAGUCCACCUCCUCCGCCAACAAGUGCAUGCUCAAGCUGGCCCAGUACGCCGCCCAGCUGGAGCACUACGACAAGGCGAUACAGAUAUACGAGCAGAUCGCCAAGUCGUCCCUGGACAACAGCCUGCUGAAGUACAGCGCCAAGGAGUACAUGUUCCGGGCGGCGCUGUGCCACCUCUGCGUGGACCUGCUGAACGCGCAGCACGCGCUCGACAAGUACUGCGCGCUCUACCCGGCCUUCGGCGACACGCGCGAGUGCAAGCUCGUCAAGGAGCUGAUCGAGCACCUGGAGGACCAGAACGUGGAGGCGUUCACCGAGGCCGUGAAGACCUACGACAGCAUAUCGCGCCUCGACCAGUGGUACACCAGCAUGCUGGUGCGCAUCAAGAAGCAGAUCAACGACAACCCGGACCUGCGU
Molecule: messenger RNA, 876 nt
Organism: Iphiclides podalirius (scarce swallowtail)
Lineage: Eukaryota; Metazoa; Arthropoda; Insecta; Lepidoptera; Papilionidae
Source: the annotation of a GenBank genome assembly